AUGGAGCCUUCCAAGCACACGUCGGCUAUUCCGCACUCUCUUAGCCGAGACACCGUCCCCGAAGAAGCGACGCCCGGUAACGAACUCUCCGCGCGAGGGAUUGUCAACGGAGAGAAAGACAACCUUUCGUCAUCAAUAGAACCACAGGCCGCCGCCAAUGCCCAUCAUGCACCGCCGCCACCUCCAAAUGGAGGGUAUGGUUGGGUUUGCACGGCGUGCGUGGCUCUUGUCAAUGGACAUACUUGGGGUCUGAAUUCCAGUUAUGGUGUCUUUCUCGCCCAUUAUCUCGCAAACGAUACGUUUCCCGGGGCCACCCCUCUCCAGUAUGCCUUUGUGGGCUCAUUGAGCAUUAGCUGCGCGCUUCUGGUUUCACCAGCCGCAACAAUUUGUGUGAGAGAAUUUGGAACUAAGCCAACCAUGUUUGCCGGCGUUAUCAUGGAAGCAGCAAGCCUCAUCUGUGCCAGUUUUGCGGACAAAAUUUGGCAUCUUUUUUUGACCCAAGGCGUUCUCUUUGGUCUUGGGAUGGGCUUCUUGUUUACGCCCUCUGUUGGAAUUGUGCCACAGUGGUUUACGACGAAGCGAUCUCUGGCGAAUGGGUUCUCCGCCUGCGGUUCUGGUCUCGGCGGUCUAUUGUACUCGUUCGCGGCUGGCGCUAUGAUCCGAAACAUGGGUUUGGAUUGGGCGUUUAGGAUUUUGGGAAUACUGGCCUUUGUCGUGAACACCGCCUGCAUCCUGCUCAUCAAAGACCGAAACAAGAUCAUUGGCUCCAGCCAGCUGGCUUUUGAUACGACGCUUCUCAAGCGGCCAGAAUUCUUGUUGCUGCUCGGAUUUGGUUGGUUUAGUAUGCUUGGAUACGUGGUGCUUAUCUUCAGUCUGGCCAACUAUGCCAACGAAAUCGGGCUUGGGAGCUCAGAGGCUGCACUCAUUAGUGCUUUUUUCAACCUGGGGCAAGGAGUUGGCCGCCCAUUUGUUGGGUACUUUAGUGAUCGCACCGGCCGCAUCAACAUGUCUGGACUUAUGACAUUUUUGGCCGGUGUUUUUGCCCUGGUAAUCUGGGUAAACGCCAAAGUGUAUGGUGUGUUGAUCUUUUUUGCCAUUAUUUGCGGUGCUGUUGCUGGCACAUUCUGGACGACCAUUGGCCCAGUCACAGCCGAAGUUGUUGGCUUGAGAAACGUCCCGUCAGGAUUGUGCCUCACAUGGCUAAGCAUUGCCAUGCCGUGUCUUUUCAGCGAGCCCAUCGCCCUUCAGAUCGUUCAGGGUACCGGAAGCUAUCUAGGUACGCAGUUAUUCACUGGGUUGAUGUAUAUUGCUGCGGCAGGUUGUCUUAUUGCUGUUAGAGGUUGGAAAGUGGGUGAGGUGGACGAAAUCGCAAGAAUGCUCAACGAAUCUCCGGAUAACAUCGACAGGGUCAAGGUUGAGAACAAUGAGGAAUUGAGCCGAGCCGGUAGAGUUGCAGGGAGGAAGAGGAUGGUGACCGACUGCUGCCGAUUAGAAAAGGUUUGA
Pochonia chlamydosporia 170 is the source of this 1503-nucleotide messenger RNA. RefSeq names its product MFS transporter (Mch2). Gene Ontology annotation, molecular function: transmembrane transporter activity. NCBI's taxonomy places the organism in Eukaryota, Fungi, Ascomycota, Sordariomycetes, Hypocreales, Clavicipitaceae. The transcript has a single exon. Gene Ontology annotation, biological process: transmembrane transport. Bases 1 to 1503 code for a protein of 500 amino acids. The record is from RefSeq and is a predicted model, not a curated record.